Molecule: messenger RNA, 1368 nt
Organism: Salvelinus namaycush (lake trout)
Lineage: Eukaryota; Metazoa; Chordata; Actinopteri; Salmoniformes; Salmonidae
Gene: fev
Product: FEV transcription factor, ETS family member
Exons: 3
Coding region: 309-788 (159 amino acids)
Biological process (GO): cell differentiation; regulation of transcription by RNA polymerase II
Cellular component (GO): nucleus
Molecular function (GO): DNA-binding transcription factor activity, RNA polymerase II-specific; sequence-specific DNA binding
Source: RefSeq, a predicted model, not a curated record
AGGAGCUGGCCAGGCGUUUCGAGUGGUGAGGAUAAUAGGGUAGGCCACUGUUGGUUGGUGUUUCAAUCCUGAAUAAAAGGUCAGUCCAACAAUAAGAGAAGGUAAAAAAAUCGUUUUUAGGAAGCCUAACACUCUCUGUGCCUGUGAACCAGUUGGGAAUUAUUUGAAAUGCAGGAGAUCCAACAGAAAAUCUGUUGAAAGAAAGCAAAAGUGGAUCCUGGUGUCCCAUAAAUACAGGAGCGCAAAAAGGUAGUGGACAGAUUCAGCUAUGGCAGUUUCUCCUCGAACUCCUGUCAGACAGCGCCAACAUGUCCUGCAUUACCUGGGAAGGGACGAACGGAGAAUUCAAGCUAAUUGACCCAGAUGAGGUGGCCCGGCGAUGGGGCGAGCGCAAAAGCAAGCCCAACAUGAAUUAUGACAAACUCAGCCGCGCAUUGCGCUACUACUAUGACAAAAACAUCAUGACAAAGGUCCAUGGGAAGCGAUAUGCUUACAAGUUCGACUUUCACGGCUUGGCCCAGGUGUGUCAACCCUCAACAACAGAGCAAGCUCUUUAUAAAUUCCAGAGUAAUUUUGCCCCUAUUCCCUUUUCAGGGAUUUCCAAGCUAAGCCUUGUUGGUCCAGGCGUUGGUCCGUCCGGAUUCUCCUAUUGGCCGGGUUCGCCACCGACUCUCUACCACAGUCACAACCUCCAACCCCCGGGUCCGUUUGGUGCUGUGUCCGCUUCGCACAUCAACUGUGUCAACAACAUCAACAACCUGAAUAACAUCAAUAACCACUACAAUUGACUACUAUUAAUCCACCAAUGAGGCAUAAUCAUAAUUCUCGAUGAUUGAUGUAGUUUAAGGCGUGUCUUUUUGGAUUAGGCCUAAUUAUGAUUUUUCCUUUCGAAACAUUGUCUUAUCCUAACUGAAUAUGCCAAGGCGCAAUUCAUUAAACAUUUUGUGGAAUGUUUCAAAUGCAAUAACAUGCGUUUUCAGAUAGGCUAUGUGUUUUAGACUAAAUUCAGAUUAAGAACCAUUUUCUUGACAAUUUGUUUUGUCUUUGAUUCGACAGGACACUGGUGCCUACACCUCUGAAAUUGCCUGGGCUUUUAGCGCCAUCAUGUGGCUAUAAAUUAAACAUAUAAAUACUGAAUUGAUCUCAGAUAGGUUUGCAGUGCACUAAUUUCAAAGUAGGAUUAUUAGUGCCGAUCUAAAAACAUUAUGGAGAUAAAGAUAUGUCGUCGCCAAUAUAUUCCCUGAUGACUCCCACUUUAAAUAGCCUUCGUUAUUUUAAAGUUCCAAUACAGACGUGUUUAUCUCAAUAUCAAAUCAUUUCUGGGUAACUAUUAAGUACCUUACUGUCUUUGUUUUCAAUUAAAAUGGU